Molecule: messenger RNA, 1077 nt
Organism: Verruconis gallopava
Lineage: Eukaryota; Fungi; Ascomycota; Dothideomycetes; Venturiales; Sympoventuriaceae
Exons: 2
Coding region: 127-858 (243 amino acids)
Source: RefSeq, a predicted model, not a curated record
CUGAACAAUACCAAACGCCAAACGACCGCGCCAUCCUUUCACUAACCUUGACCUGACUUGCUGGGAGGCUGACGGUCUGUUUAUUUCGAAUCAUGUUUAUGACCUAUAGAAGUUUAGCUGUGAGCAAUGAAUCAUUCGUCUUCGCGCAAGCGGCCUUUCACAACGAGAGGAUCGCUUAGCGACAACGAUCCCGAAGAGGCGAAUGCAACCGACGUUAUUAUUGAUAAUCCGAAAAAGAACAAGAGUGUUGAUCCCGUUCAAGAUGUUGCGCUCAUAUCGAAGGACGAAGCAUGGAAAUUCGAUACGUCCGAGCUACUGGAUUCUCACAUCACGAUCCCUGCGCUCGGUUCCGGGCAGAUUGACGGGAACAACUUCAAGCGAUACGACUCGUCCAAGUCGCUGUUUUUGCUUUGCGUAGUUGGCGAGAUGACGUUGCAGCUCGAUCUGCUCUGCUCAGUUUAUUCCACCCUCAUCCAAUGCUCGCCAAAUAUCCAGUCCCUCGUUUUAACUCGCGAGUCCAAAGCUUUGACCCGGGCUAUGGAAACGUCGCCAAUCUGUCUGCCUGUCGUCGAGACGCAAGGUAACCCGGCAAACCACUUCCUCAAGCUAGGACUGCUGCACCCGCUAGGUGGUGGUCGGCAGCCUCUCGACGCUAUGGUGGUAAUUGACACAGAGAGCAGGCGGAGGAUGGUUCUACCGUUUGGCUGGGGUGCUGGCCGGCACAUUAGCGAUCCGGUGACGGGACCAAUUGUCCAGCAGCGGUUCAUUGCGCUGUUGAUAAAUGGGGUCCAAACGUUGGAAAGGGAGAAGGCGGACGCAACCAAGGACUUCUACGAUACUGCGAUGAAUCGCUUCUAAAUAUGUUUAAACCUUUCAGUUACCAGUGUGCGAUGGUUCCAAAUCAACAUGGCGCAGCCUCAAAGGCUCUUCAUGCACACAUGGUAUUUUCUUCCUGUCUUCGAGCGGGAUAUUUAACACGGACUAAUCACCCAGGCCUGUCCCUUUAUCACAUUGCACUGACGAGACGUAAAUUAUAUCUAGUCAUCAUGUAGCUACCCGAACUUCCAUUGUACAUCG